GUCUAACUAAUGUUCAAAUCUGCGGCGAAUAAAUUUUUCAAAGAUUUGGAAAAAACCUGCAUCUAUGAAGGAGUAAAUCGAUUGAAGCAUAUUCGUUGUUUUGGUCUAUUCUGUGUUACACACUCUAUUCUACUGGGUUAUUUAACCUAUGACCGUAAUGCAUUCGAACCAUUAGAAGAAAAGUUAAGAGGUUCACGUAACCUAAAAGAUAAUCGUAAUCCCAGUAUUUUGUCAAAAUAUGAUUGGUAUCAAUCUUGGUUAACUAUGGUGAAAGAUACAGGAGAAAAACUGCAUAUUAAUGAAAUGUAUCCUGUGUUUACAGGAUUGGCUGGUGCAUCCUGUUUAGUUCUCGGAUUUCUUGUCCCACGUCGUUUAAUUCGUCAAAUGUCUUUAAUAGUCACAAAAAAUGACGCCACCGCCAAAAUUGAGAAAUGCAUUGAAAUCCAGACAUAUGGAGCUUUUGGUAUAAGCGGGAAAGGUGUCACACUUAGAAAACCUUUAAGUGAAGUACAAUUUCGGCAUAAAUUACACGAAGCUAACUUGUCUAGAUUAACGCUACAAAUGAAAAAUGUACCAAUUGGGUUUUUAUUAGAUUUAAAAAUGAAACAAUACAUCAAUGAAGAAGAAUUACACUGUUUGGUGUAUGAAACAAACGAGGAGUAAACUUUACUUUGGAAAAACACAAAAUGUGUCUUGUUGGUUCUACUACUCAGUGAUGAUUUGCAGCUUAUUGAAGCAUUUAAUUCAUAGGAGACAAUUAUGUCAUCAUUGUAUACUGUCAUUUCCUAUUUUUACUACUAGUAGAUGUAAUGCUUAGUGAUCAGUUUAAAUAAUGUUAUAUAUAUACAUAGCC
Messenger RNA from Trichobilharzia szidati, 853 nucleotides. NCBI's taxonomy places the organism in Eukaryota, Metazoa, Platyhelminthes, Trematoda, Strigeidida, Schistosomatidae. The record is from the annotation of a GenBank genome assembly.